AUUUUCUUCACAAGUAGUUAGUUUAAUUUUAAAACAAAAUAUAUGCUGAAACAUUCAUGUGAUAAUAAUUGUUCUUCCAUAUCAUGUGCCAUUGUUAUUAUGUGACUUCCAACAGAGUCAUUUAAUAAAGAAAUUUUGUCAUUAGCUUGUGUUUUCUCACAGUUAAAUCGGGCAUUGAGUUUGGAUUGAUGAGCUCCUCAGCAGUAUCAGGACCUCGCCCAUUUCAGCUGAGGAAUGCCUCGGUAGCCUGGUCUCAUCUCUGUCCUUACCAACAAAGCAGAUUGACUGGGCUUUGUUUGAAACUGAUGUGAAAGUUUAUUUGGCUUUACAACACUGUAUUUGUUGAAUACUAGCUGACAUGAACUGAUCAAAACAGACUGGAUAUAAUGAGAUAGUAUAGUGAGUUGGUAACUUUAAGGAAAAUAAAGGGGUUUUCAUGAAAGUCAUAAUUAAUCUUAUGUUUCACCUUUGCAAAAUGUAUGUGAACAAAUUUCUUUCAGUAAAUUUUCCUGUGAAAAUGCCUGUGAACUACCAUACUUCGUAAUUCUUGAAGACCACGUUUUAAAGAUGCAGAGAAAGACUAAAAAAGGGCCUAUGACUGAGCCUGAGGCGCCCUAAAAAUUACAGGCUGAGUAGAAGUCAAGGAGAUGUUUCACAAAGCAGAAGAAUUCUUAUCCAAAAGGACAGACAGUGAGAUGGAUGAGAUGGACACGUCCGAUACCCAGUGGGGCUGGUUUUACUUGGCAGAAUGUGGGAAGUGGCACAUGUUUCAGCUGGAUACCAACAUUCAGUGUUCAGUUAGCAGUGAAGAUAUCGAAAAAAGCUUCAAAACAAACCCUUGUGGCUCCAUUUCUUUUACUACUUCCAAAUUCAGCUACAAGAUAGACUUUGCAGAAAUGAAGCAAAUAAAUCUCACCACUGGAAAACAGCGCUUAAUAAAAAGAGCCCCCUUUUCUAUCAGUGCUUUCAGUUACAUCUGUGAAAAUGAGGCUAUCCCCAUGCCACCACACUGGGAGAAUGUGAACACGGAGGUACCCUAUCAGCUUAUUCCUUUGCAGAAUCAAACACAUGAAUAUAAUGAAGUUGCUACUCUCUUUGGGAAAACAAUGGAUCGCAACAGAAUUAAAAGAAUUCAGAGAAUUCAAAACCUAGACUUGUGGGAGUUCUUUUGCAGGAAAAAGGCUCAGCUCAAGAAAAAACGAGGUGUGCCUCAGAUUAAUGAACAAAUGCUAUUUCAUGGCACCAGCAGUGAAUUCGUGGAGGCAAUCUGCAUUCAUAACUUUGAUUGGAGAAUAAAUGGCAUACAUGGUGCUCUCUUUGGAAAAGGAACCUAUUUUGCUAGAGAUGCUGCUUACUCCAGUCGCUUCUGCAAAGAUGACAUAAAACACGGAAACACGUUCCAAAUUCAUGGUGUAAGUUUGCAACAACGGCAUCUAUUUAGAACAUACAAAUCUAUGUUUCUUGCUCGAGUGCUGAUUGGAGAUUACAUAAAUGGAGACUCCAAAUACAUGCGACCUCCUUCCAAAGACGGUAGCUAUGUGAAUUUGUAUGACAGCUGUGUGGAUGACACCUGGAAUCCAAAGAUCUUUGUGGUAUUUGAUGCCAACCAGAUCUAUCCUGAGUACUUAAUAGACUUUCAUUGAUUUCACUUCCAAAUCUCAGUGGUCAAGGAAGUUUUAUUCUGUUUUCACGGGAAGAUUUGCUCUCC
Molecule: messenger RNA, 1708 nt
Organism: Hipposideros armiger (great roundleaf bat)
Lineage: Eukaryota; Metazoa; Chordata; Mammalia; Chiroptera; Hipposideridae
Gene: PARP11
Product: poly(ADP-ribose) polymerase family member 11
Exons: 8
Coding region: 648-1643 (331 amino acids)
Cellular component (GO): nucleus
Molecular function (GO): NAD+ poly-ADP-ribosyltransferase activity
Source: RefSeq, a predicted model, not a curated record